Molecule: messenger RNA, 3480 nt
Organism: Scatophagus argus
Lineage: Eukaryota; Metazoa; Chordata; Actinopteri; Scatophagidae
Gene: erlin1
Product: ER lipid raft associated 1
Exons: 12
Coding region: 135-1157 (340 amino acids)
Biological process (GO): SREBP signaling pathway
Cellular component (GO): endoplasmic reticulum membrane; endoplasmic reticulum
Molecular function (GO): ubiquitin protein ligase binding; cholesterol binding
Source: RefSeq, a predicted model, not a curated record
UAAUAUUUCCGACUGUACGAGAAGGCAGCAUAAGUAAAAGCGAGAGCGAGAUCUGUGGGAGGCGGGGUGAGGGGGAUGGGUUGUUGAAUGAUAAGACCACAACGGAAGACAGUUCGGUACAGAGGUGAGGUCUAAUGAGGAUGACGAUGCCGCAUGUUGGGGCGGUAUUUGCUGCAAUAGCAGGAGUGGUUGCCAUCAUGUUGCACUCCUCUAUUCACAAGAUAGAAGAAGGACAUCUUGCUGUGUAUUACAGGGGUGGGGCAUUGCUCACUACUCCCAAUGGUCCUGGAUAUCACAUCAUGCUGCCUUUCAUUACCACCUACAGAUCAGUCCAGACAACCCUCCAAACUGAUGAGAUCAAGAAUGUGCCUUGUGGAACAAGUGGCGGUGUGAUGAUUUAUUUUGACAGGAUAGAAGUUGUUAACAUGCUGGUCCCUACAGCAGUGGUUGACAUUGUGAGAAACUACACUGCUGAUUAUGACAAAACUCUAAUUUUCAACAAGAUUCACCAUGAACUCAACCAGUUCUGCAGUGUACACACACUACAGGAGGUCUACAUCGAGUUGUUUGACAUUAUAGAUGAGAAUCUGAAGACUGCGUUGCAGAAGGAUCUUAAUGUUAUGGCACCUGGACUUACAAUACAGGCCGUCCGUGUUACCAAGCCAAAGAUCCCUGAGGCUAUCAGGAGGAACUUUGAACUCAUGGAAGCUGAGAAGACUCGUCUGUUGAUAACAGCUCAGACUCAAAAGGUGGUGGAAAAGGAAGCAGAGACUGAAAGGAAGAAGGCCAUUAUUGAGGCUCAGAAAGUUGCCCAGGUAGCAGAGAUCCAGUUCCAACAGAAGGUGAUGGAGAAGGAGACGGAGAAGAGGAUCUCUGAAAUAGAAGAUGCUGCCUUCCUAGCAAGGGAGAAAGCUAAAGCUGAUGCAGAAUAUUACACUGCUGCCAAGUAUGCUGAAGCAAACAGGCUGAAGUUAACCCCAGAGUACCUGGAGCUGAUGAAGUACCAGGCCAUAGCAGCCAACAGUAAGAUCUACUUUGGGCAAGAUAUCCCCAACAUGUUUGUUGAGGGAAACAACAGCCCCUCAAAGUCAGCACCCUCACCUAAUCUUCCCAGUGGUCAACCAGACCUGCUUAAAGCAAAGACAGAGGGGCUGUGAGUGAGCUCUGCCUCAGGACAGGAACCUGAUGAGGACUUGUUUUGUCUGUGAGGCGGACAAUAAUGUGCUGAAGGUAAUGGGUGGGAUAGCUUUGCAGCUAGUGUGGUAAACAACAGACUUCAGUCUUAAAUCUAAGUGGCUAAGAAAGAGGAGGCAAAUUUAAGGACAGGCUGAAGUGAAAGCAAGGAAAAACAAGAUAAAAGGGAAAGUUUUUUUACCUUCUGCUCUCGAGUUUUAGGAAUGAGAAUGAUGCCAUAGUUAAAAAAUCAAAAGCAUAAUAAAUGCUUAUGCCUGGGAAGGCGACGGCAAGUAGCCGCCCUAAUUUAAAUGUGCUUGUUGUUGGAGCUGCAUUCAUUUUGUUUGUUUGUAUGCAAGAGGAGUGAUUUGUAAUGAAAAUUCAUCUAAUUUUUGAGAAUUAAUUUCUGGUUUAAGUGAACUGGAAUCUUGACAGGUGACACUAAUUAAAAGUGGGACGGUCUGCGGAAGUGUAUAAUGCGGGUAGGUCAGCUCUGUGCCAUCUUCUCUUGCACUAAAUCACCAUUUGGCUCUUCUCUCUCAAGCAGUCAGGGUGAGUGAGAAUUCUCCUUGUCUAUGAACCUAAAAUAGUUAAGACAGGUUACACAGUAGUAAGAGCGUCAUACGUGUGAUUAUAUCAGUAGUUUUUCACCACCCACCUACAUUUCCAGUUGGCUGAAAUCAAGCAGGCAUGAAAAAUGAGCUUUGAAAGAUUUUCAUAAAUGAUAGCAUUCUAGAAAUGAGUGGCCUGACUUUGUCCAAUUUUUGCCUGAGCCUGCAGUAAAUUCUAUACUACUCUACGAAUACUCUUUAAAGCUGAAGGGCUGUCAUCGCAUGUUCACAGUUUUUGUAGUUAAUAUAAAGUGGUGUUGGAUUGGUGGUAAAGUUGUUCAUUUUCUGUUAGCUUGAUGAUUGUUAGCUGUAAUAAGUUGUGACUGAGAGUGCAGCCACCACACAAAGACUUGAGACACUGCGUAAGAGUUGCUGUGGCUUUAAACGUGAAGCCAAGAAUAAAAGGGGGUCUGCUUGAAGAAAUUCUGCUGAAAAUGAGUAAAUGUUCAAAUUAUUAAUACUCUGGGAGGGUUGCAACAAAGAGGAUGAAUAGUAGUGCCACUGGAGGAAGUUGUGAUUUGUGUCUUUUGUCAAGAAGUUGGUGCAGCUUUCUUUACUCCAUCUGGUUUUGAUUAACAGGAGCAUGUUGUUAUACAGCUGACAGUAUUCAGAGGGUCAGAAUGUAAAUUCUCAGGAAACAGACUUUUAUUUGAAUGAAACAGCUGCUUGGUGUUGAAAAAAGUCUACACUCUUCAAAAAGUCAAAAUCCAAAAUUGUGCCAGGAAAAAAAGUAUAUAUGCUGUUUAAAAAAAUCUGUUAAAUAAAUCAGGUGACACUCAACACACAAAAUACAAAACCCCUUUGAUUAGAGGAUAAGCAAACUAUGGUAUAGUUUAUCUAAAACAACACUAUAACCAUAUAUUUAAGGCAACAUUUUUAUUACAUCUUCACACUUUAUUGCACUGUCUAUUAACAGCAGGUAUCUGGCAUUAAAUAUUAUAUAUUAUUAAAACAUAAAGCUCCUCCUUUUACUGUAAUUCAAGAAUUAUUGGACUGCAAAGUGUUUCAUUCUCUGCUAAACAAAAUAAUUUGGAUAUUUUGUUUGCAACGCAUGGCUCAUAGUUAACAGUAACUUACACUCAGUGAGGAAUUGUUUAAUCUCUGAUCCUGAUCAGUUUCACGUGAGUUUCAGCAUGAGUUUUGGUACUUUGUUUUAUUUAAAGAUGAAUGUUAAUGGGCUUGAAUAAGAUGCAGUUUGGUGCUAGUUUUUGUUGUAUAAGUUUAAACAUUUUGGUUUUGCUCAGCUCUUUGCUAGAGAAACACUGAAAUACUUCCACUAUUUUGAAUUCAAGCCUUAAAUGAUAAUGGGAUACCCCCAACUUACAGAUCCAGUGAUUCUUACAAACUAAAAAGCUCCUUUUGAACUUAACUGUGAGACUGACUGUGUACGCUGUACUGUGCGGCCUCUUCAUAGACUCUAGCUGAGAAAGACAGAACAAAGAGUGGACACUACUGGUGUUUGGAAGAUGUCAUGAUGUUUACUUGACCUGAAUGGCAGUUAAAAAGGCAUUUGCUUUGGUGGUGGGUUCAAAAAAAGAUGCAAAAGAGGGGUAAGAAUCAACCAUGAUGAUGUUUUUUUUUUGUCAAUAUUUUGUACAAUCUGUGAAAUUGUCUUCUUGUUUUAAAAGGUUUAUAUGCAAAAAUGUUUUUGACAAUGUUCUUAUGUAAAAUAAAACCUAUUUUGGUACCUCUCCUC